Messenger RNA from Impatiens glandulifera, 3082 nucleotides. Its product is annotated as U-box domain-containing protein 4-like. Gene Ontology annotation, molecular function: ubiquitin-protein transferase activity; protein binding. Lineage: Eukaryota; Viridiplantae; Streptophyta; Magnoliopsida; Ericales; Balsaminaceae. The transcript is spliced from 6 exons. Gene Ontology annotation, biological process: protein ubiquitination. Gene Ontology annotation, cellular component: cytoplasm; nucleus. The coding region runs from base 307 to 2721 and encodes 804 amino acids. The record is from RefSeq and is a predicted model, not a curated record.
UGGUCAAAUAAAAUUUAAGAAGAAGAAAGCGUCAAAAAGGAAAACCAGGAAAGAACGGAGAGAGGGAUUUCAGAAAUCUAGCCGGAGACGGCGAAUAAUUUGGCCAAGAUGAACUGAAGAAUUAACCUUUAGACCAAACCCUUACUUUGCUCUCUUCAGAACAAGAGGUACAUGCUUCAUUUUAUGUGACCUUUAGCACAUGAUUUCUCAUACUUGUAUGGAAUUGUCAAGCAAAGUUUCUUUCUAUGAUUCUGGUGCUGGAUGUGAAACAUAUUGACGGAGUAUUCUUCUGAAGAUUAUGUUCAGAUGGAGAUAUCAGUAUUGAAAGCGCUUAUUAAGAAUAUCUCUUCCUUCUUUCACUUAUCAUCCCGGGAUAACUUAAGUUAUGAACCAGCUCGAAAAUACUACCAAAGAAUUGAGGAGAUACUGAAGCUAUUGAAGUCUGUUAUUGAUGCUAUUUUUGAUACAAACAUAAAUCCUGAAGAGCCGAUUCAGGAGGCAUGUGUAAAAUUGGGACAAUAUAUUGAUGAGCUAAGAGAACUAUUGGAGAACUGGCACCCUCUGAUGAGUAAAGUUUACUUUGCUCUGCAAGUUGAAGCAUUGUUUUCCAAGACUCAGACUAUUAUUGUUGAUAUUUUCAAUAUGCUAAAAUCUUCUGGUUGUCUCCCACUUGAACUGAGUGCGUCAUCUCUUGAGAUUUCUGUACAGAAAGUUAAGCAUAUAAGCUGGGAACAAGCAUCUUCAGUUAUUAAUAGAGCAAUUGCAGAACAAGAGGAUGGCUUAGGGCCCACCUCAGAAAUUCUUGCCAAAUUUUCAGAUUCUCUGAGCUUGAAGUCAAACCAGGAAAUAUUGAUUGAAGCUGUUGCUCUUGAAAAGUUGAAAGAGAAUGCCGAACAAGUUGAAAAGACUAAUGAAGCUGAGUUCAUUGAUCAAUUGAUCACCCUUAUUACUCACAUGCAUGAAAGUCUCAUUACAAUGAAACAAGAUCAGAGCUUGAAUCCUGUUCCAAUACCAGCUGAUUUCUGCUGCCCUCUUUCACUUGAGCUGAUGACUGAUCCUGUUAUAGUGGCUUCAGGUCAAACCUAUGAGCGUGCUUAUAUACGGAAAUGGAAUGAUCUUGGACUUACUAUCUGCCCUAAAACGAGGCAGACCCUUGCUCAUUCCAAUCUAAUUCCUAAUUACACAGUUAAGGCACUAAUUGCAAACUGGUGUGAAAUGCACAAUGUGAAGCUUCCAGAUCCCAUGAAGGCCUUAAACUCGAGCCCGUCUAUGUUCGGUUUAAAUAUCAACCACCACUUAUCGCCAGAACGAACUCGAUCUACAGGCUCUCCUCAAAAUGGUAUCGUGAGCCACUCAGAAGGAGCGUCUCCAUCACACCCUCCAUCAUCCUUAGAGGGUUCUUUCUCUGGAAAUAGUCACACACUGGAUGUUGGGAGACUGUCAUUGAAGGAUAAUGAAGAUGGACUUGAAAGUUCUGGACAAAGAGGUUUGGAGUCCCGUGGCCAACUAUCCGGUGCUAGUGGAGAAGAUGAAUCGUCAUCUGAUGGUCAUAACCGUAGUGCCUCGAUUUCAAGUGUACAUUCUAAUGCAAGUAGUUUACAAGGGCCAACAGUUGAUGGAAACGAUGUAUCAUCAGCACAAAUGAUGGCUUCAUACAGCACUGAUGCUUCUGGAGAUUUGUCAAUGGGUCCACAGCCUUCUAGCUUGAUGGGCGCACUGAGGGGUUCUGAUUUCCCACCAAGAUUGGAGACGAGACCUCGAAAUCAAGCGAUUUGGCGCCGUCCUUCGGAUAGGUUUCUUCCAAGGAUUAUUUCUUCUCCCACCACAGAAACAAGAGCCGAUCUCUCCAGAGUUGAAGCCCAGGUUAGGAGCCUUGUGGAGGAGUUGAAGAGCACUUCAAUCCCUACACAACAGGAAGCAACAUAUCAAAUCAGGUUACUUGCCAAACACAACAUGGAUAAUCGAAUUAUCAUUGCAAAUUGUGGGGCCAUUGACUUGCUGGUUAGCCUUCUCCGCUCGACAGAUCUGAAUAUUCAGGAGCAUGCGGUUACUGCACUGCUCAACUUAUCGAUCAACGACAACAACAAAACCGCGAUCGCAAAUGCGGAGGCCAUUGAGCCUUUGAUACAUGUUCUGGAGACAGGUAAUCCCGAAGCAAAGGAGAAUUCAGCCGCCACUCUCUUUAGUCUAUCAGUGGUAGAGGAAAACAAAGUUAGGAUCGGUCGAUCCAGGGCGAUAAAGCCGUUAGUCGAUUUAUUGGGUAGUGGGACACCAAGGGGGAAAAGGGAUGCAGCUACGGCUCUUUUUAAUUUAUCCAUAUUUCAUGAAAACAAAGGAAGAAUUGUGCAGGCUGGGGCUGUGAAGCAUCUUAUGGAUUUAAUGGACCCGGCUGCUGGAAUGGUUGAUAAGGCGGUUGCUGUAUUGGCGAAUCUCUCUACAAUUCCCGAGGGUAGGACUGCGAUAGGUCAGGAGGGAGGGAUUCCAUUUCUUGUGGAGGUAGUGGAGUUGGGUUCUGCAAGAGCGAAAGAGAAUGCGGCUGCUGCUCUUCUUCAGCUUUGUACCAAUAGCAGUAGAUUUUGUAACAUGGUUCUACAGGAAGGAGCUGUUCCACCGCUAGUGGCAUUGUCACAGUCUGGCACUCCCCGAGCUAAAGAGAAGGCUCAGGCACUUCUCAGCUACUUCAGGAGCCAAAGGCAAGGCGGUGGCGUGGGGAGGGGAUGACAUAAUAUGGUAAUAAAAUGACUAUUCGGGAUCGAAUUUUUUAAGUUGCUUCCAAAUAUAUAUUGUAAAUGAACUAUUGCAAUUUUUUUCCAUGAUCUGUAAAGGGGGAGAAAAACUUACAAAGAGCAUCUAUUUAUAGGGAAAAAAAAGAAUUAGAAGAAGCUCAUCAUGCCUAAUUUCUCCCAGAUCAACAUUAUCUUAAUUAAUCUCUAUGGAGAGAUCAAUUUAUUAUUGUAUUUUAGAGUGUUUUGUAGGUUUGUUUUUACAGGAUUUUAUUUUGUUACCAAUGUAAGGAGUAACUGUUUAUGUGUUGUGUGCCUAUUGCCAAGAACUGUUCAAAUAUAAUUGGGACUGUCAUUCA